CUGCCAAAGAAGGGCUGCUGCUGUGGUGUCAAAGAAAAACUGCUCCUUACAGAAAUGUGAACAUUCAGAACUUCCAUCUCAGCUGGAAAGAUGGCCUUGGAUUAUGUGCACUUAUCCACAGACACCGACCUGAUCUUAUUGACUACUCCAAGCUAAAUAAGGAUGACCCCAUAGGAAAUAUCAACCUUGCCAUGGAAAUUGCUGAAAAGCAUUUGGAUAUCCCAAAGAUGUUGGAUGCAGAAGAUAUUGUGAACACUCCCAAACCCGAUGAGAGAGCUAUCAUGACAUAUGUGUCCUGCUUCUACCAUGCUUUUGCUGGAGCAGAGCAGGCUGAGACUGCAGCCAACCGGAUCUGUAAGGUGCUUGCUGUGAAUCAGGAAAAUGAGAGGUUGAUGGAAGAGUAUGAGAGACUAGCAAGUGAG
Messenger RNA from Eurypyga helias (sunbittern), 422 nucleotides. Its product is annotated as alpha-actinin-2-like. The transcript has 5 exons. NCBI's taxonomy places the organism in Eukaryota, Metazoa, Chordata, Aves, Eurypygiformes, Eurypygidae. The annotation marks the transcript as partial. The record is from RefSeq and is a predicted model, not a curated record. Gene Ontology annotation, cellular component: cell projection; plasma membrane; Z disc. Gene Ontology annotation, biological process: muscle cell development; actin cytoskeleton organization. Gene Ontology annotation, molecular function: actin filament binding.